Molecule: messenger RNA, 1509 nt
Organism: Alternaria postmessia
Lineage: Eukaryota; Fungi; Ascomycota; Dothideomycetes; Pleosporales; Pleosporaceae
Exons: 4
Coding region: 1-1509 (502 amino acids)
Molecular function (GO): hydrolase activity
Source: RefSeq, a predicted model, not a curated record
AUGGCUUUGGAUUUCUCGCAGUAUGGUGGGCCCUCCGAGGAGUGGCUGGCAGUGGAAAAGACAUUGCCCGCGCGAACAUACGACGUUACAAUGGAUCCGCAUGUGCUCAAAGAAGCUGUCAAUGCCGAAAGAGAAAGCCGAGCCGCAGAGGUGAUGCCGCUGUUAGCACCACAUGUUCAGGUCAAAGACUAUACCAUCCCAACUCGCGAUGGCUCAACUAUCGAAGCUAGAUCGUAUAGGUCGGUCAAGACAGACGCGUCAGAAAGGCUUCCCGUGUACCUCUACUUCCAUGGCGGAGGCUUCAUAUUUGGCACACUCAGCAGCGAGGAUCCUCUAUGUGCGCAAACUGCCAUUAAGACAGGGGCGAUAGUGCUGAACGUCAAUUAUCGCCAUACGCCAGAACACACCUUCCCAACCGCUUGGUACGAUUCUCAAGAUGCAUUCGCCUGGCUGCACAAGAACAUAGACGAAAUUGGGGGAGAUCCAUCCAAAGUCGUCACGGGUGGCAUUUCAGCAGGUGGCACAUUAGCAGCAUCCCUCACACUCGAGCAACAUCUUGGAAAAAGCGAGGUGAUUGCAGGUCUGCCCACUCUAGCCGGACAGAUCUUGAUCAUCCCCAUGGUUGCCCAUCCAGCCACAUACGACCAAGGGCCUGGCAAGCUGCUCAAAACCUCGUCUUAUGUCGAGAAUGAAAACGCACCAAUAUUGCCGAAGAAGAUUGUCGACUUCUUCACAAAGCUUCUGGAUACUGCUAAGGCUGCUUCACCAGAUUUGAAAGACACCAAGUUCAACAUGGUCAACGCGACAGCAGAGGAGGUCAAAGGUUUGCCUCCUACAGUGUUUGGUAUCGCGGGCUUGGACCCGCUGCGCGACGAGGCUUUGCUUUAUGCGAAGCUACUUUCAGAGGCAAACGUGCCGACAGACAUUACAGUAUUCAAGGGCGUUCCGCAUGGUCAUAGGCGAUUUGGCAAGGCACUGAAGGCAUCUGAACACUGGGAUGAGUGUGUCGAUGGAGGCAUACUCUGGGUACUUUCUAAGCCGAAGGCUACUGGGAACUUUGACCUUCUCACGUUUUGGCAAACACGCCAAGAAGAUCCUAGUCUCGAAGGUCUCUUCAAUGUUUUGCAGCCAUCCAUUUCCGAUACCAAAGGAGAGAUAAGCUCAUUUCUGAAGCGUAUUAUAUCUCGAUACGGAAAGAGUCUUCUCUCCAACUUGAAACCUAAUUCUAAAGAUGUGGGAAAGAUGCUGCAAUGGCAUAUGCUGGAACGCGACAACGUUGCGCGAUUGCAAGACAAGCUUCGGAAGAGCAAGGAAAUCAUAUUGAUGGUUCAAAAGGAGAAAGACCAGUCCAUUUUGAUUGAGAGAAUGAACGCUCUAGCAGACGCUGAAACUGAGACUGCAAGACAGCUCAAUGAACGUCUCGAAGAUUUUGGAGGAAAGCUUGAGAAGCAGGGCGAGGCGCUCGGCCUAAUCUCUCGUAGCAUUGGAAGCAUUAGCUCAACUAUGUAA